Molecule: messenger RNA, 638 nt
Organism: Periconia digitata
Lineage: Eukaryota; Fungi; Ascomycota; Dothideomycetes; Pleosporales; Periconiaceae
Source: the annotation of a GenBank genome assembly
CAGUAUCAUGUAGAUCUUCAAGCUUGGGAGCAAUCUUUUUAGCUCAGAUGUUCCUGAUGUGGGAUGGGGGGAGUUGCGGUGGGGACAUGGUGAAGGCUGACAUAAGCCAAACCGAGCCAGCCCAGUUUCCCCGAGAGCUCCAGCGGAAACAAUCAUCGUCAAUUACUCACUCCCAACCAUCCAUUGCGACUCCAUCUCCCCCUCAAUCCCUCUAUACCUCACCAAUACCGCCAUCAUGGUUGCCAUGUACACAAUUGCAGGCCGUCAGGUCGGAUCGCACGUCCUUGCCAUGGCCACCCUCGGCACGACAUUCCUCGGUGCCUACGUCUCGAUGAGCGGCGGCAGCAAGGCCGACACCAAGAACCCUCCAAUCAACGCCAAGACCAAGGAGGAGGAGAGCUUCGUAAAAAGCUUUAUCCAGAAAGCCGAGGGCGAGAAGAAGCAUUAAGGACGUCAGCGAUUGCGUUCCGAAUGAAAUUUUGAGGGUGCGGCAAUACGGAGAAACUUUGGGUAGGAGGGAAGCGCUGCUUUGAGCGGAGGAGCUCGCGAUUCGGGCAGGAGUUGGACGCACAGGCAUAGAAAACUGUAGAUACAGCGUCAAAUGUAACAACAGCCUGAAAAAAUAUCACCCAUACACC